AUGCUUUUAUGUUUUACUUUUUUAUUAACCAAUAAGUUAGUUUUGAUUGCUGGAAAUUUCGCGAAACUAGAAAGCCAACUAUAUCAAGAUCUUUUGUAUGAUUAUAAUAAAAUUCCGCGUCCAAUUAAAAAUAGCACCGAUGUUCUUACAGUAAAUCUGGGCGCAUCAUUAAUUCGAAUCAUUGAUGUGGAUGAAAAGAAUCAAAUUCUUACAACAAACUUAUGGCUUCAGAUGCAGUGGAACGAUUCAAAAUUAAAGUGGGAUCCAUCGAAAUAUGGUGGUAUCACAACAUUACAUAUCCCCAGCGAUCAAAUUUGGACUCCUGAUCUCGUAUUAUAUAAUAACGCAGCAGGUGAUCCGGAUAUAACAAUUUUUACGGAUGCUCUUGUUGCUUAUGAUGGACGUGUUUUGUGGCAGCCGCCCGGCAUUUAUAAAUCAUUUUGCCCGAUCGAUGUAACUUGGUUCCCAUAUGAUUCACAGCAAUGCGAGAUGAAAUUUGGCGCUUGGUCUUACACUGGUUAUUAUGUUGAUUUAAAACAACUUCCACAAGAUCAAGUAAUGAAUGGGAAAGACAAAUAUGGUCAAGAUGUUGAAACAAUGAAAAUAGGAAUGGACCUCAGUUUCUUUUAUCAAUCUGCAGAAUGGGAUCUAUUAUCAUUAUCAUCAGCUCGACAUUCUGUUCUUUAUAUAAGUUGUUGUGGUCCGGAAAAAUAUGUCGAUAUUACUUAUUAUUUUGUAUUACAUCGGAAAACGCUGUUCUUCACUUGUACCCUAAUCGUACCAUGCUUCCUAAUAUCUCUUCAAACUACCACUGUUUUUUAUUUAACUGAUCAUAAAAUAACAUUUUCAAUAUCUAUGUUGGUUACAUUAACAGUAUUCUUUUUGGUUUUAAUCGAUAUAAUACCGCCAACUUCAUUAGUAAUACCUAUGUUUGGGCGCUAUCUAAUUACAACAAUGAUUCUUGUUUCACUCUCAACAGUUAUUUCGGUUAUCAUUGUGAAUUUUCGUUUCCGGAAUGGAUCUUCUUAUCGUAUGUCACCUUGGAUACGGAAAUUCUUCCUUCAUUUUUUACCAAAAAUACUGUUUAUGGAACAGAAUAUACGGAAACGAAAAACUGAAACUUCGAAGAAUAAAUUAGUUGAUGCUUUAUCGCUGAUAAAACAAAGAACGCCAGCGGAUGAGCUCUAUUACUGUUUCACAGCCCAAGAAAGAAGAAAUAAAUCCGAGAAAUGUUAUGCUCUACCAUCUUAUUCAUUUCAUUCUCGUUCUGGCUUAAGUCAUAGAGAAAAGAACGUCGAAGAGUUUUCUUAUGGACAUGAAGAUGAUGAUAAGAGUUAUACACAUUUCACACAUCAACAUCACUACUUAAAUGAUAUUGAAAAGUGGUUGAUUUAUAAGAGAUACAUGCUUUCGAAAUUAUUACAACAGAUUCGAUUUAUUGCCAACCAUUUCCGGAUAAAUGAAGAGAAAGCUAAGAUAUCUGAUGAAUGGACUUUCGUAGCAAUGGUACUUGACCGAUUAUUUUUUAUAAUAUUUUCUGUUCUAAAUAUUGGUACUUUCCUGAUUCUCUUGGAAGCGCCAUCACUUUACGAUACCAUAUGGCCUAUAAAUGGUACCCAAACUACAAAACCACUUGGACAAGGAAGUUUUAUUUUGCCGACCACUAAUUAUUUUAAAUGA
Molecule: messenger RNA, 1680 nt
Organism: Cercopithifilaria johnstoni
Lineage: Eukaryota; Metazoa; Nematoda; Chromadorea; Rhabditida; Onchocercidae
Source: the annotation of a GenBank genome assembly